Lodderomyces theae is the source of this 651-nucleotide messenger RNA. RefSeq lists its product as uncharacterized. The record is from RefSeq and is a predicted model, not a curated record. Gene Ontology annotation, biological process: rRNA processing; box C/D snoRNP assembly. The coding region runs from base 1 to 651 and encodes 216 amino acids. NCBI's taxonomy places the organism in Eukaryota, Fungi, Ascomycota, Pichiomycetes, Serinales, Debaryomycetaceae. The transcript has a single exon. Gene Ontology annotation, cellular component: cytoplasm; R2TP complex; ribonucleoprotein complex.
AUGACUCUGAGUCAUCAAGCAUCGACCAUGAUACAGGAACAAGAGAAGAUGAAGCUAGACCCAAAGCCUGGGUUUGUGAUCAAAACCAAAAUACUAGAAUCUAAAGAUGCUUCGAAGAUCUCAACAAAAGUUUUCAUCAAUGUAUGUCAUGAUUCUCGGGUGCCGAAGCCAUCGGUUGAUUUCGAGCCGGAAGUAGUGUUUCCCAAAAUUAUAGAAAACCAGUGGGAGAUACCCAUAGUUGUAUCCACAGCCAAGGAGUCAAAAGAUAAAAAGGGCUUUCCGUCUUUGGUGUAUGACUGCUGCAUCAAUGACGAUUGUUUUCGAUGGUGCCAGAUCAGCAAGGAUUUGAGACUAAUUUUGAUUGAGUGGUGUAUUGAAUCGAUCGAAUUAAUCACUACGGUGACUUUAGAAAGGGAUUACAGCAUCCCCAAGAUGUUAUCGAAGGGCGAUUUGACCCAAACUGAGUUGACCGCGGAAGAGUUGAGCGACUUAGGGUUCAAGAAGUUGCACGACUUGAAGCAAGAUGAGACCUUAGGUUUGGUUGAAGAGCUCAAGUUGGAUGGUGAGGAAGAACCAGAUAAGAAACUACCUAGUCUAUUCAAUAUAGGCGGGGAAGGAACUUCGAAAAAGCCAUUAAUUGAAGAACUUUGA